This is a messenger RNA of Trametes versicolor FP-101664 SS1, 1559 nucleotides long. RefSeq names its product acyl-CoA dehydrogenase NM domain-like protein. Gene Ontology annotation, biological process: L-leucine catabolic process. The coding region runs from base 165 to 1442 and encodes 425 amino acids. The transcript has 9 exons. The record is from RefSeq and is a predicted model, not a curated record. Lineage: Eukaryota; Fungi; Basidiomycota; Agaricomycetes; Polyporales; Polyporaceae. Gene Ontology annotation, molecular function: 3-methylbutanoyl-CoA dehydrogenase activity; flavin adenine dinucleotide binding.
CCUACUUCAGCGGCGAGCUCGCUCCUCCUCCCGCUCUCCAGCUGUCUCUCUGCUCUGCUCGACGCUCCUCUUGCUGGUUCUUGUUUCUUGGGUGCAUCGCUCUGGACUGGUGUUCACUCUCGCCCACGAACCUUUGAUUAAUUCUCUAAGCAUAACGAAGUGACAUGAUGCUACGUUCGCUCGCUCGUACGCGUAUCCACUCAUCUGUUUUGAGGACGAAGACGAGGGCUCCCGUCGUGAACGCCGCCGCACAGCGCAGGCAUGUAUCGCACUACAAUACGGACGUCGCGGGUCUGACGGAGGACCAGGCUGAGUUCCGGAACGCCGUGCAAGAGUUCGCGGAGAAGGAGGUCGCCCCUAGGGCGGCUGAGAUCGACAGAAGUAACACCUUCCCGAUGGACCUAUGGGAGAAGCUCGGAGACAUGGGCCUCCUGGGCAUAACCGCGAAGCCCGAAUACGGCGGGCUCGCGCUCGGCUACUUCAACCAUACGCUCGCGAUGGAGGAGCUCUCGCGCGCCUCCGGCUCCGUCGCGCUCUCGUACGGCGCGCACUCCAACCUCUGCGUCAACCAGAUCCACAGGUGGGGCACGGAGGCGCAGAAGCAGAAGCACCUGCCAGACCUCAUCGCGGGCAGGAAGGUCGGCAGUCUCGCGAUGAGCGAGCCCGGGAGCGGGAGUGACGUGAUCAGCAUGGCGCUCCGCGCGGAGAAGGUCGACGGUGGCUGGCGGCUGAACGGGAACAAGUUUUGGAUCACGAACGGCCCGACCGCGUCGACGCUGGUGGUAUACGCCAAGUCGGCGCCGGAGAAGGGCUCGAAGGGGAUCACGACGUUCAUCGUCGAGCGCGGCUUCGCCGGGUUCUCGACGCACCAGAAGCUGGACAAGUUUGGGAUGCGCGGGAGCGAUACGUGCGAGCUCGUGUUUGAGGAUUGCUUUGUGCCCGAUGAGAACGUCCUUGGCCCGGUGGGCGGCGGCGCGAAGGUCCUGAUGUCCGGCCUUGACCUUGAGCGACUCGUCCUGAGCGGCGGGCCGCUGGGGCUCAUGCAAGCAGCGUUCGACAUCGCCGUCGAGUAUGUCCACGACCGGAAGCAGUUCGGCCAGCCAGUCGGCGAGUUCCAGCUCAUGCAAGGGAAGAUCGCGGACAUGUACACGAAGCUGAACGCGUCCCGAUCAUACGUCUACGCGGUCGCGAAAGCCUGCGACGCGGGCAAGGUCAGCCGAAGAGACUGCGCUGGCGCGAUUCUCUACUCGUCGGACCGUGCCGUCGAGGUAGCACAGGAUGCAAUGCAGUGUCUCGGAGGGAAUGGCUACAUUAACGAUUACCCCACCGGCCGCAUUCUCCGCGAUGCCCGUCUGUACACCGUGGGCGCUGGGACACAGGAGAUACGGCGGAUGCUCAUCGGACGGGAGUUCAACGAGGAGUUCAGGCGGCGCGCGUCAUGAAUGCUUGAUCGUUUGAACGUUUGACCGCAGGAGGUGUCGUAGCGAGACUACGACGCGGAUCGUAUUGUAUGUAUCAUAGCUAACGGGAUGUCUGCAAGUCUCCCUCGUGCAAGACCA